AACGUUUUCUUGUCUGGAUUCAGACACACACGCUCGCACCCACCCACCCCGCCACCACUUUAGAGAGAGAGAGAGAGAGAGAACACCACCACCACCACCUCUGUCAAAUUCAGUGUCCAACAAUUUUCAGAUUCAACUUUCUGUGUUUGCGAUCUGGUACUGGACCAAGCCAUGGAUCAUGUGAUUCAGCUGCAGAGGAAGCUGCGUGAACACGAAACUGCCAUGUUUCGCGAGGGGUUUCUGGAUGAUCAGUUCAGCCAGCUUCAGAAACUGCAAGAUGAGACCAGUCCAGAUUUUGUGAUUGAGGUUGUCACCAUGUUCUUUGAUGAUUCUGAGAAUCUCCUCAACAGCAUGGCACGUGCUCUAGAACAAGUACCUGUGGAUUUCAAACAAAUAGAUGCUCAUGUGCAUCAGUACAAAGGAAGCAGUGCUAGUGUUGGUGCUGCCAGAGUUAAAAAUCUCUGUGUUCCUUUCAGAAAUUUUUGUGAGACUCAGAACUUGGAAGGGUGUGUGAGAUGUCUACAACAACUGCAACAUGAAUACAGUCUACUGAAGAACAAUUUUCAAUAUUUGUUUAGGCUGCAGCAAGAAAUCAAGGCUGCUGGUGGUUCUUUUCCGACAAUAGAAUAGAUGGAGGUGACAUGAUUGCUUACUAGGGAAAAUGAGGAUUGAAUUAAAUGAUGCUUUUUCCUUUAGCAGCUGAUUUUGUUUUUCUGGAUUAUACCUCAUGAAUGAUAUCAAGUUUCAUUUGAUCGCUGGGAUAGUGCUGUUGUGAAUAAGCAUUUCUAGCCUAGUUUGUUACAUGUAUGAUAUGAUUCUUUUCCAAUAAACUGUUGAGUACUUAUCUAAAGUUUCAUAUUUUUAUACUCAAAAUAAAGUGAUAAAGUUUAUAUUGA
Messenger RNA from Lotus japonicus, 896 nucleotides. RefSeq names its product histidine-containing phosphotransfer protein 1-like. Gene Ontology annotation, biological process: phosphorylation; phosphorelay signal transduction system; cytokinin-activated signaling pathway. The transcript is spliced from 6 exons. Gene Ontology annotation, cellular component: nucleus; cytoplasm. Gene Ontology annotation, molecular function: histidine phosphotransfer kinase activity; protein histidine kinase binding. Lineage: Eukaryota; Viridiplantae; Streptophyta; Magnoliopsida; Fabales; Fabaceae. The record is from RefSeq and is a predicted model, not a curated record. The coding region runs from base 172 to 630 and encodes 152 amino acids.